AAACACAUGAUAAACACGCAAUUAUUAAAAACAGUUAACAGUUAGAAUGCGAAUUUGAGGGGGGAAAAAACAUCUUUGGCACGAGCACAUCCUCCACGCUUCCUCGUGCACGCGAAUGUUGUAGCAAACCAAGAUGGCUGCCCACAGUGCUGUGCUUUCGAUGUCCAAAUUCAUAAAUCCUUUCUGGGGUCGACGCCUUGGAAAUACGGUUCAAGUAUUUGGAACAACUGUGACAAGUCACAGAAACAAGUCCCUGCUUCCUCAACAGAGAGAAAAUAUACCCCCUCCAGCAAAGUAUGGAGGGAGACACACUGUCACCCUCAUUCCUGGAGAUGGGAUCGGUCCAGAGCUGCUCAAUCAUGUCAGAGAGGUUUUCAGGUUUAGCUGUGUUCCUGUGGACUUUGAGGUGGUGCAUGUCAACUCUGCUAUAGAGACUGGGGAUGAUAUCAAUAACGCCAUCACUGCCAUCCGCCGUAAUGGAGUUGCCCUUAAAGGUAACAUUGAAACCAAACAUACCAUGGCGCCAUCUGUCAAAUCCAGAAAUAAUCUCCUACGCACGAGCUUAGACCUGUUUGCCAACGUGAUGCAUUGCCAGUCCCUCCCUGGAGUCCAGACUCGUCACAAGAACAUCGACAUCAUGAUCAUCAGGGAGAACACAGAGGGAGAGUACAGCAGCCUGGAGCACGAGAGUGUAUCAGGAGUAGUGGAGAGUCUGAAGAUCAUCACCAGGAACAAUUCCCUCAGGAUCGCUGAGUAUGCCUUCAAACUGGCCAGGGAGAAAGGCCGACGUAAGGUCACUGCUGUGCACAAGGCCAACAUCAUGAAGCUGGGCGAUGGCCUGUUCCUGGAGUGUUGCAGAGAAGUGGCCUCUGGUUACCCAGAUAUCACUUUUGAAAGCAUGAUUGUGGAUAACACCACCAUGCAGCUGGUAUCCAAGCCCCAGCAGUUUGACGUGAUGGUGAUGCCCAAUCUGUACGGGAACAUUGUGAGCAACGUGUGUGCUGGCCUAGUGGGAGGGCCUGGCCUUGUGCCGGGGGCUAAUUACGGUCGUGACUAUGCUGUCUUUGAAACGGCAACAAGGAACACGGGGAAAAGUAUUGCAAACAAGAACAUUGCCAACCCCACUGCCAUGCUGCUCGCCAGCUGCAUGAUGCUGGACCACCUUAAGCUUUAUGAGCACGCUAGUUCCAUCAGAAAUGCUGUCCUCACCACCAUGAAUGAAACUCGGUUGCACACAGCUGAUAUCGGAGGUCAGGGCACCACAUCAGAGGUGGUUCAGUCCAUCAUGAGGUUCAUCCAGAGUAAAGGACAGCUUACAUCUGACCUGUAAACAUUUACACACUCACCAGAGAUAUACAGGUGUGUGUAACUGGGAAAAGGUGUGAAGUAUUGAAAAGGAUGUCCAUGCAUGUUAGUUUCCAUAGCACCACAUCCUAUCUCUAACAUCAAAACGGUUCUCUUUUUUUAUUCUUUCUUACCUGCACAGCUUUCUGCGCAAUUUACUGCACAAACAACCGUCUACCCACACUUGUCAGUUUCAUGUUUGUUGACUAACUGAGUUAAAAACAGUUUACGUUUGAUAGAAUAGUAUUUAACUGAGAAACACAGGAGAAAUAUAUCUGUAAGAAGAUAUUAAUAUAAGAUAUAAAUCAUCAGGUACUGUCAGUUGAAAUACUGUGGUCUUGAAAAUGUUCGGAAAGAUUCUUAUUCAGCACGUCAAUCACCAAACAGACUGGGCUUAGAAAGGCCUAAAAUUUCCUAUUAGGAGCAUACAGUAUCAACUCUCCUUUCUUCAUUGCAGAUCAUUAUUUAUUUUUGAAAUUGCAGCUCUGUUACAGCCUUCAAUCAACAAAAAUGUGCAAUGCAGAUUCAACGCCUUAACUUUCUUUUUCUUGAUACUGUAACUGUAAUGCCAUGAUGCCUGUUUUACACUGCAGUGUCCAUUGUGUUCACAUCAGAUCAACUGUUAAUAUCAUAUAUUUACUGUAUUAUAAGAAAAGGUGUGCAUCAAAUGAUGCCAAAGGUCAACUGUUGUGUUUGUGCCAUUAUUACAUUUUUCCUUAAUCAUAUAAGAGAAUACGGUUGUCUUAAUUUGAAAAGAACGGUUAUCAUGUCUGUGGAUGGGUAUAAAUACUGUAUAACUUGAAUAUUAUCAAUAAAGAUAUAAUGUACAUGAAA
Messenger RNA from Cheilinus undulatus (humphead wrasse), 2178 nucleotides. RefSeq names its product isocitrate dehydrogenase (NAD(+)) 3 non-catalytic subunit gamma (gene idh3g). The transcript has 13 exons. Gene Ontology annotation, molecular function: oxidoreductase activity, acting on the CH-OH group of donors, NAD or NADP as acceptor; magnesium ion binding; NAD binding. Gene Ontology annotation, biological process: isocitrate metabolic process; tricarboxylic acid cycle. Gene Ontology annotation, cellular component: mitochondrion. The record is from RefSeq and is a predicted model, not a curated record. The coding region runs from base 134 to 1330 and encodes 398 amino acids. Lineage: Eukaryota; Metazoa; Chordata; Actinopteri; Labriformes; Labridae.